This is a messenger RNA of Salpingoeca rosetta, 2902 nucleotides long. RefSeq lists its product as uncharacterized. The transcript is spliced from 16 exons. Gene Ontology annotation, biological process: mitochondrial tRNA 3'-end processing. The record is from RefSeq and is a predicted model, not a curated record. Gene Ontology annotation, molecular function: 3'-tRNA processing endoribonuclease activity. Gene Ontology annotation, cellular component: mitochondrion. The coding region runs from base 96 to 2762 and encodes 888 amino acids. Lineage: Eukaryota; Choanoflagellata; Craspedida; Salpingoecidae.
UUGCUUGUUUGUUUGUGGUGAGUCAGUCAGUGAAACGAGAGACGCACAAAAAGUGGACAACAACAACAACGAACAACAACGACGAAGACGAACGCAUGGGGUUGCACGUGGAGGUGGUUGGUGGGUAUGGGACGGAGGUUGAUCCGGCUGUGGUCAUCUCCACAGGCACCCGCGGCCUCACACGGCCCAUUUAUCUCCUCAACGCCCCUGAAGGCUUGGCGCGCGUGGCAUUGGAGCAUCGCGUGUUGCGACCCAUGCGCGGGUUCAUCUCGGGCGUCUUUGCCAUGGGCACCACCAGCAACUGCCUCGGCGACGUCCCCAGCGCCAUCCUCAGGACGGCUGCUGACGGCGCAGACCGCGUGCAGAUUGUUGGCCCACCGUCCACCAUUCAAAGCCUGCUGGCACUGCGCCAUGUGAUGCUUUGGUCACAUCCAACAGUCUUUGUAUCAGACAUCCCAGACACACGCAUGUGCUUUGCGGACGAGCACAUUGCCGUGCGUGCCGUGUGCCUGCCCGCAGUGCGUGAAGAAGACAACGACACCGACACAAGCAGUAGUGGCAGUAGUGAUGAUGAUGAUGAUGAUGAUGACGACGACGAUGAUGAUGACGAGAGCAGCAGCGAUGAAGAUAAAGGAAGCAGUGACAGCGACGAUGUUGGUGAUGAUGACGGCGACACGUCAUCUGAGGAGACCUCGUCUUCCAGCGAAGAAGAAGCAGACGAAGAUGACAGUCAUAGCGAGAAGCCGGCCAAGAAAGAGGUGCCACCAAAACCAAAUCAGCCAGCUGCGCCCUCAGCUGCGCCCUCGUCCUCCCCGUCAUCAUCGUUAUCAGCACGAACAGCAAGUGCAGCGACUUCAAGCAGAGCAACCGCUUCAACACCGACAUCACGUGUGAGCAACGACGUGAAACCCGCACCAGAGGUGGCUCCAUCGUUGUCGCUGUAUGUGCGCGAUUGGGACGUGUACCCUCGCACCGUGUUCAAGAAGCCAACCACAAACCACCUGCAGCCGUUGCCUCAGUUCCAGCAGCCACCACCAGCGUGUUGUGUCUCGUGUGAGGCGUUGUGGCCGCGGCCCGUGGUCGGCUACACGGUUAUGACUGCGUCAACAGGGCAGCCUCGCAUCAUCGCUCUCAACAUUCCGUGCACACACGUCCUACAGCACUGCCAACCGCGCCGCAUUCCUAGCCUGUUUGGACUUGAGGGCCGCUCAGCCACCGCACACGUUCUCGUGUUCCACUUUUCGCCUCCACAGCUUCAAGCAACACCGGCGUACGCGCAGAUCACCACUGCACUCUCCAAAUUCGGCUGUCGUCACAUCAAUUUGCACCAGCCGCUUCACUCCCAGCACAUAUGUGAAUUGCAUCCAAGCUCAGCGCUGCUUCUCCAAACCAUUGCGACGAAACGCGAGCGAGUCCAUCAAGACGAACCUGAAUUGUAUCCAAUUUGCGAAUGCACACGCUCUCCACUUCCACUCACUUGCAGCUCUGCGCCCCUGCCGCUGUUCAAAUCCAUGUCCGUCGAAUCUGUCCUCUCCAAGUUGAGUGCCACAUCGGUCCCCGAUGCCGUGUGCGCGUGUGCCCGUUUGCAGCGGCCAAGUGGCAAGGGCCGGAGCAGUGGCAGCGGAAAGAACACUGGCACUAUUGAGGGAGAUGAUGAGGAUGUGGAUGAUGACGGUGAUGAUGGUGAUGGUGAUGGUGAUGGUGAUGGUGGUGAUGAUGAUGAUUCUCCGCCACGAAAGCGCCCGCACACCAGCAAUGAUGACGCUGAUGGAGAUGAUACACCGAAUAGCAGUGGCAACGGCAGGGGUGAGAACGGUACAGGCAAGCGGAAGCCCGGUAUGGACGCCGCCAGCAGCAGCAGACGUGAAGAUUCGACUGGCAAGGCUGGUGAUGGCGGUGGCGAUGCACACACGAUUGUGUUCCUGGGCACGGGAUCAGCAGAGCCGUCCAAGUACCGGGGCAGCAGCGGCAUUGUUGUUGAGACCAAGAAGGGACACAUGCUCCUUGACGCGGGCGCAGGCGUCUUCAAUAGCAUGGUUCACCUGUACGGCCACACGGGCGCGGCGAGCCGGGUGUGCUGUGUACGCAUGGUGUGGAUCAGCCACAAGCAUGCAGACCACGCCCUCGGCGUGCUUCGCAUUGCUGAGGUCCGCGCUGCCCUGUCCGCCGUUCUCGACCCGCUUCUCAUCGUCGUUCCGCACCAGAUCAACGCCUGGCUCCACGAGACCCUCGUGAGCCGCCCGCUGCUGCGUCGCGCGUGCGAAAUCGUCUCGUUUGAAGACUUGAGCAGUCGCUUCUUCACGUUCAACGCCGUGCAUGCGUUGGAGUUGUCUUCGUUUGCAUCUGUCCGCGUGCAACACUGUGCAGAUGCGCGCGCUGCUGUCAUUCGCUGGCGUGAUGGGUCCUCGCUCGCAUACUCUGGCGAUUGCCGUCCAAGCAAGGCGUUUACAGCGGCUGCAACGGGCGUUGAUGUGCUGGUGCAUGAGGCGACGUUUGAGAGCGCACUGCACGACCACGCCUUGCGCAAGAACCACGCAACCGCCGACGAGGCUGUCGCUGUUGCCACGGAUGCGCAGUGCAAGCACCUCAUCCUCACCCACUUUUCGCAGAGGUAUCCGGUCACGCCCAGGUUUGAGCGGGUCGGCGCGGGCAGGACAGCGACAGUUGCGCACGACGGGCUGCACUGGACACCAGCAGCGGUGGCGAUAACGUGCUUGCAUGCACGCGACAGCGAGGUGGCAACACGAUGUGAAGAGGUAUAAGCGCAACAACACACGCAGUGCAGUGUUGCGGUGACUGAGUUGUAGGCUAGUUAGCUGGCUGACGUGCGAUCAGAACACCAAGCGUCAAAUAUGUAACUGUGUAUUGGUAGCGUGUAUACAAUGGGCAGGCAACAAGCAGA